Rubroshorea leprosula is the source of this 1638-nucleotide messenger RNA. Lineage: Eukaryota; Viridiplantae; Streptophyta; Magnoliopsida; Malvales; Dipterocarpaceae. The record is from the annotation of a GenBank genome assembly.
UUGGACAAUUAGAGUAGAGGCUGAAGAGAACAGCCAUGGUCGAAAAAGCCGCACUGAUGCUGUUUGUGUUCAUGGGGUUGGCUUCUUUGGCCGUGAUUCGUGUUUAUGGAGAUGAUUCAGAGGUAGUUCAGUUUUCCGGUGGCAGUUUCAGUGAAGAUAUUAGCAAAAUGCGAGCCCUGAAAGCCUCUUUAACCCGCCGCGACUCUGUUUCCUACCCUGCUCCGCCACCGCAGGUGGGUUCGAGUCACCGUGUGUAUCUGGCGACGGCGUACGGUGCUGAUCCGACGGGGAAAUCCGAUAGCACAGAAGCACUUCUGAAGGCAAUGACCGAUGCGUUUCAAGGUCCCAGCAAUGGGUUCCUGUCUGAGGGGAUCGCAAACCUUGGAGGGGCACGGAUUAAUCUUGAAGGUGGGAAUUACUUGGUCAGCAAACCGCUGCAGUUACCCGCCACCGGCAUCGGAAAUUUUAUGAUUCAUGGAGGGACAUUACGGGCCUCAGAUGAUUUUCCGACUGAUGAAUAUCUGAUUAAUCUGUCUCCUACAACAAACAGCUCCUCAUCCUCAUCAUCUUCAUCACAGUAUAAUUAUGAGUACAUAACCCUCAGGGACCUGAUGUUGGACUCUAAUUACAGGGGAGGAGGCAUCUCAGUUAUAAAUUCCCUUAGAAUCAGUAUAGAUAACUGUUACAUUGCCCAUUUCACCACCAAUGGGAUUUUAGUCCAAAGUGGGCAUGAGACAUACAUCAGGGACUCUUUCCUUGGCCAACAUAUCACUGCUGGAGGUGAUUCUGGAGAACGGAACUUCACAGGCACCGGAAUUAACCUCAUGGGCAACGAUAAUGCGAUCACAGAUGUGGUGGUAUUUUCUGCUGCCAUAGGAAUAAUGGUUACAGGUCAGGCCAAUAUACUUUCCGGGGUACAUUGUUAUAACAAGGCAACGGGGUUCGGUGGCACAGGGAUAUACCUGAAGAUGCCUGGGUUAACGCAGACACGAAUUGUGAACUCCUACAUGGAUUUCACUGGGAUUGUUGCCGAAGAUCCAGUUCAGCUUCAUAUCUCUAGUAGUUUUUUCUUGGGUGAUGCAUUCAUUCUCCUCAAGUCUAUAAAUGGGGUUGCAAAGGGUGUCAACAUAGUAGAUAACAUGUUUAGCGGGUCUAGUAAGGGGAUAGACAUUGUCCAGUUGGACCAGGGCAAUGGAGCAUUCAGUCAAAUUGAUCAGGUUGUGGUGGACAGGAAUGUUGCCAAUGGGAUGAACAUUAAGGCAACAAUGGCAAGGGGAUCCGUUCAAGGGAAUGGGAGUUCCUGGACAGUCGAUUUUAGUAAUGUUCUUUUGUUUCCUAACCUUAUUAAGCAGGUACAGUACUCGCUAAGCACAAGUGAUGGGAGCUCUUUUCCUAACCAUGCCCUGCGUAACAUUUCUGGUAAUCAUGUCGUGAUCGAGUCAAACAUAGCCGUGCCGGCGAAUGUGUUUGUAACAGUGGAUCAAGGAUUGUCAAGUUGAGGCUGUUUAAGCUUCAAUUUUGAACAUGAUGAUCCAACAUGACAACCGUGAAUAGGAUUGGGAUUAAAAAUGUAUACUUCCUUUUCUUCAUGAUACAAUUCAAAGUACAAACCCUUUUCAAUAACAGAAAUUUUAUUAU